UUGACAAACAGGAUGGCUGAAAUCGUUCACUCUGUGAUCAGACUGCUGCUGCUAUGUUUGUUCAGAACUAGUGUAAAGGGAGAAGGUGGUCAGAUUUUAGCUGAACAGAGUAAUGGUAUCACUUAUCCAUGUGGACAAAAUGUGGUCUGCUUUCAUAUUUGGCAGUACAGCACAGAGGGAACACCUGAUUACAUUGCUAUAGUCAGUAAUGGAGAGAUCAAGACAUCUCCAGCAUUAGAGGAUGAGGCUUCACAAUGCACUCUGCAAAUCAAAGAAAUCACGGAGGAGGAUGUUGGACGUCAUCACUGCAGACGGAGGCCACUUUCCUCCAGUCCUUACACUGACUUCCCAACUAAUCCACAGUUAAACCUCAUGCCUGGUAAAACAGUGACCCUGCAGUGUAUCCUCCUCGCCUCCUUACAGCAGGGACACUGCUACAUGCAGCUACAACAACUGGUCAGCCUAACGUGGGUGGAUGAAAGCGGGGCUGUGAUACAGGAGGACUCAAAGCAGCACAUAAAUCAGAAGUCUGCUUGUGAUGUAACUCUGACUGUCAGCUUUCAAAGUCCGCAAAAAAAGAAGUACAGGUGCCAGGCGACUGUGCAGGAUCAAUUCCUGACCUCAGUGGAGUUUCAUGUGAGAUUCAGAGGUCUUAAAGGAAAGGGAAGAUUCAUGAAGGAACAAGAACCUGAAAAUCAAGGUGGCAACCAGGACACAGUCGGCCUUGCUGUGGGGUUAGUGGGAUGUGCAGUUCUGUCAGCUGUAGCUGCAGUGUUUGUCGUCAACAUAAGAAGAAGGAGAAAGACCCAGCCACUGCCAAAAGAGUCAUGUCACACAACUGACAACAACAAUGUUUUGAAUGCAGGUGAUGUGAUCUACACUGAAAUUAUGCUACCUGCUGGAUCUGACCCAGUUUUGGUCCAUGAGUACGAGUCCACCGAGUAUGCUUGUGUCCGAUAUAAAUAGAGCAGCUGUCCAAUUCCUAAAUUGGUCUGUGUACUGCCUUUGUCUGUUUCCUUUAGCUGAGCUACUGCCAUCUAUAAUAAUACUGUGAUAAUAUGCCAUGCAAAAUCACAACUGUAGCUGUAAUUGGCACUUAAGUCCUAACUUGACAGGUAUGUUAAUAUGAUUUAGGCAUUAUGAAUCACAAGUUAAAAUGCGAAAACAUUUUUCAAUAGUCUACCUCUGUACAUUAUACUCACAUUCUGCUGCACACCGGUCAUAUUUAUGAUCAAAACAUAGGAUGUAUUUACUGAAAUCUGCAUUAGCUCUAUUGUUUGUUUGUUUGUUUUUUUCCUUCUCUUUUAUCUGUGAUCAGGUCUGUGCAAAUCAGAAGAUGAGAAACGUGUCUUUAAUAUCUGCAGUACUCUAAUAAAACAUAUCUAACUGAA
Messenger RNA from Notolabrus celidotus (New Zealand spotty), 1391 nucleotides. RefSeq lists its product as uncharacterized. NCBI's taxonomy places the organism in Eukaryota, Metazoa, Chordata, Actinopteri, Labriformes, Labridae. The transcript is spliced from 7 exons. The coding region runs from base 13 to 966 and encodes 317 amino acids. The record is from RefSeq and is a predicted model, not a curated record.